This is a messenger RNA of Vanessa atalanta (red admiral), 1773 nucleotides long. RefSeq lists its product as uncharacterized. Gene Ontology annotation, biological process: DNA repair. The record is from RefSeq and is a predicted model, not a curated record. Bases 131 to 1708 code for a protein of 525 amino acids. The transcript is spliced from 6 exons. Gene Ontology annotation, molecular function: protein binding; ATP-dependent polydeoxyribonucleotide 5'-hydroxyl-kinase activity; double-stranded DNA binding. NCBI's taxonomy places the organism in Eukaryota, Metazoa, Arthropoda, Insecta, Lepidoptera, Nymphalidae.
AAUAAACUUUCAUAUAAAAUAUAAAUUAAAUAUAAAUAAUAUUUUGUUGUACUUAAUUUGUUAUCAACAAGAAAAUAUGCUCCCUUUGUUCAAUCAUUUAUAAAAGUUUUUUUUAUUUCAAUUAUUUAUUAUGCUGCGCCAGUGUUUUCUACGAUGCUUAUUAGAUUCGCAUGCGCCUAUUAAAUUACCUCAUAAUGUAGAAAUUUUCAUAGGUCGCAGUAAAGACACAAAAAUUAAAGAUCAGUCGUGUUCUCGUCAACAAAUUAGUUUAAGGGCCGAUUGUGAAGAGUGCGAAGUUGAAAUUAAGCCAAUAGGUAUUAAUCCUUCCGGCUUAGACGGAUUCGCUUUACAAAGAAAUGGAGUGUAUAAAGUGAAACAUGGUAGUAGAAUUGAAAUUUUAUUGAAUAACUACAUACACGUAAUUGAUUUUGAUCCGCCCCCUGACACUGAAGUAUCUAAUAAUAAUAAAAGGAAGCUUGAAGACGAAAAGCAUGAGAUAUCACCAAGAAAAAAAUCAAAAACUCAAUCAGAACUCGAUCAAUCCUUAAAUAUAAAAGAAGCCAUGGAGGAUAUAUGGGAAGAAGUUGACAGAGGUGAAGUUUAUGUUUUUACCACUAAGGGUGUUAAGUCUAGCCAAAAAAUAGCUGCAUUUGAUAUGGAUGGCACAUUAAUUAAGACGAAGUCUGGCAAAGUGCAUCCUGUUGAUACCAAUGAUUGGCAAAUAGCCUUCCCUCAAGCAUCGAAGAAGCUAACAGAAAAAUUAAAUGAUGAUUACAAAAUUGUUAUAUUGAGUAAUCAAUCUCCAAUCGGAAGUGGAAGAGUUAAAGUUGAUGACUUUAAGAAGAAAAUUGAGGGUAUAGUUGCAAAAUUAAAUGUUCCAAUUCAAGUUUAUUUGGCAACUGGGAAAGGAUUUUAUAGAAAGCCUGCACCGGGUAUGUGGAAAGUACUUGCUGAACAGAAAAAUGACAAUCUCGCCAUCAACAUGGACAUAAGCUUUUUCUGCGGAGAUGCUGCAGGUAGGGCAGUUAAUUGGGCUCCAGGAAAAAAGAAAGAUCACUCUAUGGCUGAUAUUCUAUUAGCAGAAAAUCUUGGACUUAAAUUUUAUACUCCAGAACAGUUUUUCCUCGGUCACUCCAUAGCUAAUGUUCCAAUGAUCAGGCCAGAUUUUAACCCCAAGGAAUUGAAACCAGAGGCAUUCAAUGAUUCUUUAAUAAGCAAAGAAAAAGAGUUACUUGUUUUAGUUGGUUUUCCUGGUAGUGGCAAAUCUUUCUUAGCAAAAGAAAUUGUGGAGAGAUCUGGUAAUAAAUAUGCCAUUGUUUGUCGUGAUGUUAUGGGUACAUGGCAAAAAUGUGCAUCUGAAGCAACUAAAUUAUUACAGCAAGGUAAAAGUGUCAUUGUUGACAGUACUAACCCAGAUAAAGAGUCUAGGGCUCGCUGGACGACCCUCGCUAAAAACAUGAAGAUUCAGUGCCGUUGUGCCAGAAUGAUGACUACGAAGGCUCAUGCAUUACAUAAUAACAAGUUCAGGGAGAUCAUGAAGAUAAAGCAUGUGCCAGUUAAUGAUAUUGUAUUCCAUACUUAUAAAAACAAAUUUGUAGAGCCUACUUUGAAUGAAGGAUUUCUAGAAGUAAUUGAAGUCAAGUUCAAUCCAUGUUUUGAUAACAAGAGAGCUGAAAAUAUGUACAGAUAUUAUUUGUUAGAGAAAUGAAAUCAAUAAAAUUGUAUUGAAAAUAAUUUGUUAAAAUGGACAAAUAAAACUUGUGAUAUUAUUUA